AUUUCAAUAUUUUCAAAAUGAGCAGCGAAGGAUCGAUUGUUCCUAUCAAACUUGCACAACGAUUUAUUCACGUUAUCGAUUUUCAUGCGGAUCCUGUGACUUGUAUCAGUGCGUCUUCUGGAACCGUUUCCUACGAUUCAGUGACGUCACCAAAAUACCCUCAAAAUGACGCAAUUCUCUGUGGCCAACAACCGCCUCCCCCUCCUCACAAAUCGACAAUUAAAACCGUAUUCAAGAAGGAGCUCAUGGAAAUCCCGAUUCCAGUGGAUAUUGAGAUGUUUCGUGCGAUUCAAAAAGAACAAGAUGCAAGAAAAUACGCGUGCAUCAAAAACUCGAAAAAUGUGAAUGGUUUUGCGGAAGCCGGAAAAGAAGUUGAAUCGGCGUUCAAAGAAUGCUUGAAGAAUUUCAAGAAGCCUAAGAAUGAUCCAACGAGAAAAGCGGUGACCAGUGUCUCAAUCGAGUUUCCGUCGGGGAUCUCUGAUCCUGUUCAUAAGCCGAAGGAUAUUCAUAAAGUUCAUUUUAAAGCAAUAUCCGAACGCCUAUCAACUCGUAUUCUGGAGAAGUUGGGAUACCCUAUCGAUGGUCACCAACAAUGCCAAAUCGCGUCCAAAAUGUGCCUCAAUUCACCAUAAAAUUUGUAACUCAAGAGGCUUUUGAAUAAAAAAAAUUUUUUUAAUU
Caenorhabditis elegans is the source of this 678-nucleotide messenger RNA. It is a transcript of the gene Y39A1A.2, whose product is annotated as Reverse transcriptase domain-containing protein. The transcript is spliced from 5 exons. Lineage: Eukaryota; Metazoa; Nematoda; Chromadorea; Rhabditida; Rhabditidae. The record is from RefSeq and is marked reviewed. Bases 18 to 632 code for a protein of 204 amino acids.